GCGCAGAAGAGGAAAGCGACAUGGACUACAGCGAUGUGAACGACUAUUGGUUCGACUGGGUCCAGCUCGACAAAGCAGAGGCCAAGGCGCGUUCGCGCUCGAUGCCCGCUAGCCGCAGCCGCGAUGGAGACAGGUCCUUGAGGACCGUCUCCGCGGCAACCUGCAAUGACGGCGAAGAGAUGUCUCCUCAGGGUCAGGGAUCGCUGGCAUUGCACCAGGCGCCAACACCAGCACGUGCACGCGGCGCCCGUGUGCGAGCAACGCCACCCCGUCGCAGUGCAGGUGCACUCAGACGAG
This is a messenger RNA of Symbiodinium sp. CCMP2456, 297 nucleotides long. Lineage: Eukaryota; Dinophyceae; Suessiales; Symbiodiniaceae. The record is from the annotation of a GenBank genome assembly.